Messenger RNA from Cuscuta epithymum, 3313 nucleotides. NCBI's taxonomy places the organism in Eukaryota, Viridiplantae, Streptophyta, Magnoliopsida, Solanales, Convolvulaceae. The record is from the annotation of a GenBank genome assembly.
UCUCAUUUCAUGUAUCCGCACUACAUCUCAUUUUGCGUGUAUUGGGGCUGAUGAAGAAGAGCUUCUCUAGCUAAAAAAAGCCCUUUUUUGUACGAUACGGAUUGGAUUUGAUUCGGGCUAACUUCAUGCAUCAGCCUUCCGUUUCCCAUCUCGGUGCGGAGAGUUAAAAGGUAAAGUUGAUAUCAUCUGGAAUCCAGUGGAAAGAAAUGGUCACCCUGUUCGAACAGCAGUGAGUAUUUCUCGCGCAUUGUUGAAUCAGUCGUCAGCGACAACCGGGUCUGAGGUUUUCGUCUUCCUCGAGAUUUCUCGAUUUGGUUAUUGUCCGGAUUUACGAUCCGUGUUUGUAUUGGAACUGCAUUCGGUAAUCUCCGCUCACUGCUCUAAAGUUUUUCGCUUUUUUUUUUGUCCGUUAAGUGUUCGAUGAAUGGUUGCUUGAACUGGAGCGCGGCUGUUUGAAUUGUUCGACGAGUGAGGAAUGUGGAGGGGAGGGAUUUGAUUAAUUUUCAGUUCUGGAUUAUGUGAAAGUUCAAACUUUACUUGAGAAUGGUUGAAUAUUUAAUGCGUCGUCUUAGAAACGGUUAGAUUUUGAUAAUCUUGGAGUGUGAAAUGUCUACUAGCAGUUCAUCUCCAGAUUCUGCACCAUCUCCUGUUCCACCCACGUCUUCUACCCCACUGCAACAACCUAGUUCUCCUUCGCCGGACUCUUCUCCUUCGUCGGACCCUUCUACUUGGCAAGAAAGCACGGCAAGCUCUCCUGCAUCUUUACCGCCACAAUCCCCUUCUUUUAUUAAUUUGACGUCACCUCCUCCGGUCCCAGUAUUAUCGCCCCCAAUGGCUUCGCCUUCUCCACCUGCAACGUCCACACCACCGCCUACCAGUCCUCCACCUUCAACCUCAAAUCCACCGCCUGCGUCAUCUGACUUACCACGUCCUGCUAACUCCCCACCUUCGCAGCCUGCCGAUGCUCCGGCUAGUUCACCACCCCCACCACGUUCUGGUCCACCUGCCAGUGCACCACCACCACCGCCAGCAACCCCUUCUGAUCCUCCUCCAAGUUCACCACCACCAUCCCCUUCUGGUCCUCCGCCUAGUUCACCUCCACCACCAACACCACCUUCUGAUCCUCCUGCUAAUACACCGCCUCUGCCACCUUCUGAUCGUCCAGCUACUUCACCCCCACCACCUUCUGAUCGUCCACCUACUUCACCCCCACCACCUUCUGAUCCUCCAGCAGGUUCACCACCACAACCACUGCCACCUCCAUCUAGUCCAUCACCACCUCCGCCCACUGUGGACCCCCCUAAAAAUGGGACUUCUCCACCCCCAAACUCACCUGUUGUCCCACUUCCACCAUCCAAGCCUCCACCACCGCCAUCAUCUAAGCCACCUCAAAGUUCUCCAGUACCUCCAACCCCUGAACUACCUAACAAUUCAACCCCACCUUCACCAUCUACGCCACCUCAGAAUUCUCCUCCAUCUCCUGUAACUAACCCUCCAAGAAAUUCACCUAAUUUGCCCCCUGGAACCCCAAAUAUUGUCCCAUCACCACCUACUCCACCAAGAAAACAACCAGCACCAUUUUUGCCACCACCAUCUCCCUCAUCAAGUGAACCUUCUAACAAUAGUUCUAGUAACAGUGGUGGGGGCAUUGGUACGGGAGGGACUGUAGCUGUUGGCUUGGCCUUUGGUCUUCUAUUGCUUGGUGUUAUUGGAAUAGCAGGGUGGUGCAUAUGGAAGCGUAAGAGAAAGGCUUUGGGACAUAAUGCUGGUUAUAUCUUGCCAACCUCUCUUGGUUCUUCUCCAAAAUCUGAUUCAGCAUUUUUGAAGGUGCAAGCUGUAGCACCUGGUUUACCAGGUGGCUCUGGCAGUGAGUUUGUCAAUUCACCAAGGGAUCACGGCACAUUUGGAAACUCACGGUCAUGGUUUACAUACGAUGAAUUAGAGGAGGCAACUAAUGGUUUUGCAGCACAAAACCUUUUAGGGGAAGGUGGGUUUGGUGCAGUGUACAAAGGAUGGCUAGGAGAUGGUUCAGUGGUGGCAGUAAAACAGUUAAAAAUUGGCGGAGGGCAGGGUGACCGUGAAUUCAGAGCAGAAGUCGAAACCAUAAGCCGUAUUCAUCAUCGCCACUUGGUCACUCUCGUUGGUUAUUGCAUCUCUGAGAACAAAAGACUACUUGUUUAUGAUUAUGUCCCCAAUGACACCCUUCAUUUCCAUCUUCAUGGGAAAGAUAGACCAGUUAUGGACUGGCCAACACGUGUAAAGAUUGCCAUGGGUGCAGCUCGGGGAAUAGCUUAUCUCCACGAAGAUUGCCAUCCACGGAUUAUCCAUAGAGAUAUUAAGUCUUCAAACAUUCUUUUGGAUGAGAACUUUGACGCUAGGGUUUCCGAUUUUGGAUUAGCUAAGUUAGCUCUUGAUGCAAACACACAUGUUACAACACGUGUGAUGGGAACCUUCGGAUACAUGGCUCCUGAAUAUGCAUCAAGCGGAAAGUUGACAGAAAAAUCUGAUGUUUUUUCAUUUGGAGUUGUGCUCUUGGAGCUAAUAACUGGACGCAAGCCUGUUGAUGCAUCUCAGCCUUUAGGGGAGGAGAGCCUGGUUGAAUGGGCUCGUCCUUUGUUGAGUCAUGCUCUUGAAAAUAAGGAGUUUCAGCAGCUAACAGAUCCUGGGCUAGAGAAAAAUUAUGUAGAUAGUGAAAUGUUCAGAAUGGUUGAGGCAGCAGCAGCAUGUAUUCGCCAUUCUUCUGCGAAAAGACCACGCAUGGGACAGGUUGUGAGAGCUUUUGAAAAUAUGGCCAUGUCUGACCUCACAAAUGGGAUGAGAGUUGGUGAAAGUGAAAUAUUCAACUCUGCAGAACAAUCAGCAGAGAUAAGGCUGUUUCGCAGAAUGGCGUUUGGGAGUGGGAACUUUAGUAUAGAUUUUUUUCAGUCACAGUAGCUGAUUCAUCAUGGGGUAAAUAAUUACAGUUUAAUCUGUCAUGACAGUAGAAUGAAACUCGGCUAAAAGGUACAUAUUUUUGUCUGAGAUCUCCUCCGUGGCUGAAGCAGAAAGGCUCUUGCGCUUAGAUCCAUGAUGAAUAGAUCUUGAAAGUAGGAUCUUAUUUUUGUAAGUAGUUUUGUUUUUUGACAUCUUUUGAUGUAUUCAGGUUAUUAUUCUUUUCAGAGACUUUACAUGUAACUAGGUCAAGGCACUGUUAUCCAUACACAAAUUGUUUUAGUUUUAAAAGAUGCUCCCUCCGUCCUGUCUUAUUAUCUGUUUAGUUUUCGGAUUUUAUUUUAAGCUCCUAUGUAUCAGUCUACUUGCUAAACUUUGCUCC